AUGGAGAUUUUCGAUCUUCAUCAUCCGUUGAUUCUGGUCUUUGGCAUCCUAGGUAACAUUGUGUCUACCGGUGUUUACUUUGCGCCACUGCCUACAUUUAUCCAAAUAUUCAAGCAGAAAUCCACAAUGGGGUUCCAGUCUUUGCCAUAUGUGGUGUCCCUGUUUAGCGCAUUGCUGUGGAUGUACUAUGCAUUUAUCAAAAAAGGCGACACUUUCCUUCUAAUCACAAUUAACGCUCUUGGUUCAUUAGUUGAGUUUAUUUACGUCAUCAUUUUCUUGGUAUAUGCUACACCUAGUGUCAAGUUUCAAGUUGUGAAGACUAAAAGCAUCGAUUUCAUGCCAUUCCCAUUAUCAUGCUUCCUCACGUUAAGCGCCAUGAUGUGGUUUGCGUAUGGGAUGUUCACAUCCGACUUAUGCGUUACUGUUCCCAAUGUUCUAGGUUUUGUAUUGGGGAUAAUUCAGAUGUCAGUAUAUAAAUAUUACAAACAAAAUAUAAGAAAUGUGCCAGGCAUUCCAGAAGCAAAGGAGCAAGAACACAUAAUAAACAUAAAGACAUCCAAUUCGGAAGUAUACCCUGUGGAUUCUGGUCAGAGCAGCAGCACUGAAGUCGAAGAAGAAAAGAAUACAACGAAGGGUGGUGGUGAAGUUAUUGAGCAUAAUAAGUGUAGGGCAAGGGCGACGGUGGAUGUUGAACCUUGUGGGGUGGAAGUAGUCACUAUCAGUGUGAAGCCUCUGCUCAUAAUUUGUGCAGCUUAA
Lactuca virosa is the source of this 756-nucleotide messenger RNA. NCBI's taxonomy places the organism in Eukaryota, Viridiplantae, Streptophyta, Magnoliopsida, Asterales, Asteraceae. The record is from the annotation of a GenBank genome assembly.